AUGGAGGACCCCGACAAGAAGCUAGAGCAGAAGAGUGACGGCAAGCCCCGGAAGGUCCGAUUUAAAAUCUCUUCCUCCUACAGUGGCCGGGUGUUGAAGCAGGUCUUUGAGGAUGGGCAGGAGUUAGAGUCGCCAAAGGAGGAAUACCCGCACAGUUUUCUCCAGGAGUCCCUCGAACCAGUGGAUGGCGUGUACGGGUCUGAGGACGCCCCUAAACCCCGGCCGUACUCCCCUAAGCUGACGGCUCAAAGGAUCAGCGUGUUUAGAGAGGGCAGUGCCUACACGUUGGCGGGCAGCCAGACUUUCUUCAAUGAUUACAAGUCGAAUGACCACAAGUCCGCGCCUAUUAUAGAUUUUGGAAAGAUAAUCAUCUACACGAAUAACCUGAAAAUCAUUCGAACUCCCAUGGACAAGCGAGAGUUCAUGAGGAAAAUGAUGCGGAAGGAAGACGAGGCUGAGGAAGAGUCUCUGAUGAGAAAAGGAGACAUCUGUCGAGACAGGAACGAUGGGCCUUUGCCGGAGGCCAAAGGCACAUUCCCCCAUAACCGGUACCCACAGGAAGGGGAGCUUCCGGAGGACAACUGUUUUCACUGCCGAGGGUCAGGCAGUGCCACCUGCUCUCUGUGCCACGGCAGCAAGUUCUCCAUGCUGGCUAACAGAUUUAAGGAGUCCUAUCGGGCCCUGCGGUGCCCUGCCUGCAAUGAGAAUGGCCUGCAGCCUUGCCAGAUUUGCAAUCAGUAGAGCCUGUGGCUUUGUGCAUCCGCUUUUACGGCACCCUCCCUGAAGUUAUUGCUAAUAAACUGCCCCUCUUCCACCUCCUCCUCCUUCUCCCAGCAAGAAAGCCACAGUGGCUGCGAUCACUUCCACCCCUGGCAAAACUCAGUGACUUGAUGACAUUUCGUGAGGCUGGUAACAUCUCCAUGUGGGCCUAAGUGGCAGAGGCCUUUGUGAAUUAGAGUCUGCUUUGUUCUCGGAUGAUCCUUCCAGGACUGUGUGCGUGUAUCUCGCUCGACUUAGCUCAGUUUUCUCCCUGCACUAGUGAACAAAUAAAUAUACAAUUUAGGUGGCAGGCUGAAGUCAUUUUCUGGUUGGAGGUUACUUUGCAAACGUAUGCGGUGAGAGAGGAAUAUCAAAGGCAGGCUUCUGAUGAACAGAAUUCCUGUUGCGUUUCCAAUCGUUAUUGGUCAACUGAGUUUUUAAUUAAGCAGAAGAGGAAAGGAAUGCACAAUGCUGAAUAUGCACCAGCAGGCCGCUGAAAACAAAGCAGGAUGUGUGUGCUUUUUGCUGAAGAUGGGCAAACCGAGGAGGUCCUUUUUUCAAAGUCCUGAGUCUUUCCUGUGUGAUGUGCUUGGGUGAUGUGCAUGCAGGCAACGAGCACUGCUACUUCUUAGGACAAGAUAAGACAUUUCUGUGUGCCUCUAAACUGCUGAGGUUAUAAGCCAAGUGAAAACUAAAUAUGAUAAAUUUGGUGCUUAAAUGUGUGAGUGUGUGAUAUGACUUCUUCCAGUCCCCAAAUUAUUACCAAAAAAUAUGUUUAUUUUAAGGCUAAGACAGAGCCAUGAUCUCUUCCUAAAAGACUUUGAAUGUUUUAUAGGUAUCGACCAGAAAUGUCUAAAAGAAAACCCACCCAAGCCUGAGUUUUAGCAAUUAUGUUUCUACUGCCUAUGCGUACACAUACUAAGGAGGUGUAUUCCUCGUCAAGGUGGUUGUAAAAUUUGACAGAGAACUUUUUUGUGUGGCUCUAACAGCCACUCCUCUUCCCCCUUGCGAAUAACCUUGCAAGAUCUGUUAUCUACUGAGACACGCUUUUCGAUGGUAAUUGUUUUGAUUUUCAUAAAUUAUUUUUUUCAAGUUUUGUUUGUUAUUCUCGCGUAGUCAGCUAUUCAAAUAAUUCAGCAGUGGAGUGCUUUUCAAGCAAUAUAAAUACUUCCCAUAAAAACAUUAAAAUAUUUUUUGAAACC
Molecule: messenger RNA, 1961 nt
Organism: Sus scrofa (pig)
Lineage: Eukaryota; Metazoa; Chordata; Mammalia; Artiodactyla; Suidae
Gene: GRXCR2
Product: glutaredoxin and cysteine rich domain containing 2
Biological process (GO): sensory perception of sound
Cellular component (GO): stereocilium base; stereocilium shaft; microvillus
Source: RefSeq, a predicted model, not a curated record